This is a messenger RNA of Schizosaccharomyces cryophilus OY26, 865 nucleotides long. RefSeq names its product 60S ribosomal protein L14. The record is from RefSeq and is a predicted model, not a curated record. Gene Ontology annotation, biological process: translation; ribosomal large subunit biogenesis. Gene Ontology annotation, molecular function: RNA binding; structural constituent of ribosome. NCBI's taxonomy places the organism in Eukaryota, Fungi, Ascomycota, Schizosaccharomycetes, Schizosaccharomycetales, Schizosaccharomycetaceae. The transcript is spliced from 2 exons. The coding region runs from base 36 to 431 and encodes 131 amino acids. Gene Ontology annotation, cellular component: ribosome; cytosolic large ribosomal subunit.
UCUGUUUACAAACAACAGGACUAGUUCAAAAAAAAAUGAAUGGUUUUCAAAGAUAUGUUCAGGUUGGGCGCAUCAUUUUAUUGAAAGCGGGACCUCAAAAAGGCAAGUUGGCUGCCAUUGUCGAUAUUAUUGACCACAAGAGGGUGAUUGUUGAUUCUAUCUGUCAAGAAUUUCCUCGUCAAAUUGUUCGCCUUAGUCAAGUUACCCUCACAUCUAUUGUCAUGAGUAUUCCCCGCGGUGCUACUAGUGGAAUUGUUGCGAAAAAGUGGCAAGCUCAAAACAUUUCACAAAAAUGGGCCGCUACAGCUUGGGCUAAGAAGUUGGAGGCUUUGAAAACUCGUAGCCAACUUGGAGAUUUCGAGCGUUUUGCUGUAGUACGCUACAAAAAGCAACGUCGUAAUCAAGUCCAGCUUGCUGUCGCCAGUGCAUAAGGAAUGUUGUCCAUUGUAUACUAGUAAAAAGCCAGACUUAUAGACAAAGUUUAUACGUCUCCAAAAAAAAAGGUAACAAAACUGCAAGGGCCAUGAAUCUAUGCAUAGAUAAUUACAAAUAAAAGAUUGAAUUGGAUACUAUAUUCUUUUCUACGUUCGCUUCAUUGAAAGAAACUCGCAAGAAUUUGAAAUCUCUUCACCGAUUUGUUUACAGAAAUAGCAUAAUGCACUGCGUUUUCUAAUCUGUAUUAAAAAUAUUUGCUGGAGGUCGUAAAAUAGUUUAUCCCCCCUUAUAGCUAGACUCGUAGAGCCCUAGUCCGCCCUCUAAUCGUUUCAAGUUAUGUCUAAUAGGAGUUAAAAGCGUUUGAUUUAUUACGGAUUCAUUGUCAAAAAGGAAACUAUACAACGUUUUAUUUAAUUGUUGAUUUGCAGUA